GAGGUUGAAAAAAAUAAAUGUGUUGAAAUAUUACCUGAUGAAUAAUGAAGAUGGUAUUUUAACACCUGAAUAUUUUGGAACUGUAUUUUAGGAAGGUGAAUAUGUGUGCACUGAAUUUUUAAUUUUGUUUUCAAUCAAAAUAUACACACCCAGUGAAUUGCAGAGGAAACUAAUUCAAGCACUGAUAUUGCUGGGGGUUUUUUUCAGUUUGUGUCAAACUGCUGGACAGAAAAAUUCAAGUAUUGUUAUUGCGAUAUGUUUUUAUUCAGUUUAUGUAAUUCAACAUGCCAUUAUGCCUUGAGGACAUUUGGCACUAUUAUACUUCCAUACCUGUCUUUAUGCUCCUCCUCCAAAACCACCUCCCCAUACACACUGAGAACCAGGAAGUCCAUUUCAAAGGAAACGAAACUCAGAGUUCAGUACAGUCUAUCUCUCUCUCUCUCUGUCUCUGUGAGUUCAGGAAAAUGGCCGAGGCCAGUAUUUCAGUAGAUCAGGAUCAGUUCAUCUGUCCAGUGUGUCUGGAUCUACUGAAGGAUCCGGUGACGAUCCCCUGUGGUCACAGUUUCUGUAAGGUGUGUAUUAAUGACUGCUGGGAUCAGGAAGAUAAGAGCGGAGUGUAUCGCUGUCCUCAGUGCAGAGACACUUUCACUCCAAGGCCUGUUCUACGCAGAAACAACAUGCUGGCUGAAGUGGUGGAGAAACUGAAGAAGACUGAAGUCCAAGCUGCUUCUUCUGCUCACUGUUACGCUGGACCUGGAGAUGUGGAGUGUGAUUUCUGCACCGGGAGAAAACACAAAGCCGUCAAGUCCUGUCUGAUGUGCCUGGCCUCCUUUUGUGAAACUCAUCUGAAACCUCACUAUGAAGUUCUUGCUUUGAAAAAGCACAAGUUAGUCGAAGCUUCUGGAAAUCUACAAGAGAAGAUCUGCUCUGAGCAUGAGGAAGUGUUGAAGAUCUACUGUCGUACUGACCAAAGCUUCAUCUGUUACCUGUGUAUGACGGAUGAACACAAAAGCCACGACACCGUCUCAGUUAAAGCAUACAGAACUGAAAAACAGAGUGAGUUAAAGGAGGAGCAGAUGAAAUCCCAGCAGAGAAUCCAGGAGAAGCAGAAGAAGGUGCAGGAGCUGAAACAGACUGUGAACACUAUAAAGCUCAGUGCACAGACAGCAGUGGAGGACAGUGAGAGGAUCUUUACUGAGAUGAUCGGCUCCAUGGAGAAAAGGCGCUCGGAGGUGACGGAGCUGAUCAGAGCUCAGGAGAAGGCUGAACUGAGUCGAGCUGAACGACUCCUGGAGCAACUGGAGCAGGAGAUCGCUGAUCUUCAGGGGAGAGUCACUGAGAUCGAGCAGCUUCCACACACACACGAUCACCUCCACUUCCUCCAGGAAAUAAAGGUUUUAGUCUCUGGCCGUCGCUCUCCUGAAAUUAUUAGACCAGGUUUUCAGUCUGAUCUCCGUGAGGACUCACGCAGCAUCACUGUCAAUCAACAUCUCUCAUUUGAUGGAGUGAGGGAAUCUCUCUCUGCUCUGAAAAAGAGACUUGAGGAAUUCUGCCAGGAGGAAUUCAUCAGAAUCCCUGAACAUGCUGCAGCAGUUCAGAUCAUUUUACCCUCAGAACCAAAGAGCAGACAAGAUUUUCUGCAGUAUUUCUGUGAUCUGACUCUGGAUCCCAACACAGUAAAUUAUUACCUCAUUCUGUCUGAGAGGAACAGAGCGGUGACAAGCAGUGAGAGAAAGCAGCAGUACUCUGAUCAUCCAGAGAGAUUUGACUCCUACACUCAGGUGUUGUGUAAGGAGAGUGUGUGUGGACGCUGUUACUGGGAGGUGGAGUGGAGCGGUGAUGGUGUGUACAUAUCAGUCUCAUAUAAAGACAUCAGCAGGAAAGGAUCGGGUGAUGAGUGUGGGUUUGGAUACAACAAUCAGUCCUGGAGUCUGUGGUGUUCUUCUUCUUCUCUCUUUUUCUGGCACAACAACAUUGAGACUGAUCUCAGAGUUCCAUCAUCCUCCAGAAUAGGAGUGUAUGUGGAUCACAGUGCAGGAACUCUGUCCUUCUACAGCGUCUCUGACACGAUGAAGCUCCUCCACAGAGUCCACACCACGUUCACUCAGCCUCUAUACGCUGGGUUCUGGCUUUACUGGAGUUUAAUCUCUAAAUCAGGAACAACUGUGAGGUUGUGUGAUCCAACAAAAUAAUGAUUUGAGGUGUUUUAUGGUCAGUAAUUUGUCAGUAAAUAAAACUCCGUGCACAUUUCCUCAUUGAUCCCCAUCUGUCAAAUAAAUGUUCAUAUUAAAUCAGUAAAAACACUAAAGAUUAAAACGCUGCAUUUCGACUCGGCCUAGGAUCAUCAGUUACACAUAUAAAGGAAAUGAAAGUGUAAGAUCUGAAUGUAUUCCCAAUGACAUAUAAAAGUUCUACUGAUUUCUGAAAUUAGUGAAGUGAAAUGCCUAAACUCUCUAUAAAUCAAAUCUCUUUAUCAAAUUGGAGAGAAUUUUUAAAGGAAAUUCAAUGAAAUAUUUUGAGCGACAGGAGCAGUGCAGUAGGUAUGUAGCUAGGGAAUCAAAAUGGCCACCUAGUUACACGUUGCAUUAUGGGUACCUGUAUAGUUUGCAGUGAUGUCUGUGAAAGUGAUGAUGAUGAUGAUGAUUUAUAUUAAAAUAUCUGUAUCCAGUUAUUUGCCUAAUCUAAACUAUGUGCACUCAGGGCUGUUUUUGGUCUGACACAGUGGGAGAGCUGAUGGUGGCGGGGAUGUUAGUUUAAAUUAGUUAGUAAUAUUGUCAUUUUUUGCAAAUAAUAAAGACAUUUGUAGACACUGAACAUGAUGUAGACAUGUACAUGAGUCCCUGACAGUAAAAAUUCUGAGAACUUGAUUAUCUUCUGUAAUUAACGAACAUGGAGACCAAAAUAAAGCUUUCCAGGAUUUCUCAGAGUCA
Molecule: messenger RNA, 2930 nt
Organism: Ictalurus furcatus (blue catfish)
Lineage: Eukaryota; Metazoa; Chordata; Actinopteri; Siluriformes; Ictaluridae
Product: tripartite motif-containing protein 16-like
Exons: 6
Coding region: 285-2192 (635 amino acids)
Molecular function (GO): protein binding; zinc ion binding
Source: RefSeq, a predicted model, not a curated record